AGUGGGCAAAAUUAGGGCACAUGGUAAUGGGGGUAGAGUGCUGACAUGGAUAGAAAAUUGUUUGGCAGACAGGAAACAAAGAGUAGGGUUAAACGGGUCCCUUUCAGAAUGGCAGGCAGUGACUAGUGGGGUACCGCAAGGCUCGGUGCUGGGACCGCAGCUAUUUACAAUAUACAUCAAUGAUUUUGAUGAAGGGUUUCAAAGUAACAUUAGUAAAUUUGCAGAUGACACAAAGCUGGGUGACAGUGUGAACUGUGAGGAGGAUGCUAUGAGAAUGCAGUGUGACUUGGACAAGUUGGUGAGUGGGUAGAUGGAUGGCAGAUGCAGUGUAAUGCAGAUAAAUGUGAAGUUAUCUACUUUGGUAACAAAAACAGGAAGGUCGAUUAUUAUCUAAAUGGUGUCAAGUUGGGAAAAGGGGAAAUACAACGGGAUCUGGGGGACCUUGUUCAUUAGUCAAUGAAAGUAAGCAUGCAGGUACAGCAGGCAGUGAAGAAAGCGAAUGGCUUGUCGGCCUUCAUAACACGAGGAGUUGAGUAUAGGAAAAAAGAGGUCCUUCUGCAAUUGUACAGGGCCCUAGUGAGACCACACCUGAAGUAUUGUGUGCAGUUUUGGUCCCCAAAUUUGAGGUAGGACAUUCUUGCUAUUGAGGGUGUGCAGCAUAGGUUCACCAGGUUAAUUCCUGGGAUGGCAGGACUGUCAUAUGCUGAAAGAAUGGAGCGGCUGGGCUUGUAUACUCCAGAAUUUAGGAUGAGAGGGGUUCUUAAUGAAACAUAUAAGAUUAUCAAGGGUUUGGACACACUAGAGGCAGGAAACAUGUUCCUAAUGUUGGGGGAGUCCAGACCAGGGGCCACAGUUUAAGAAUAAGGGGUAAGCCAUUUAGAACGGAGAUGAGGAAACACAUUUUCACACAGUGAGUUGAGUCUGGAAUUCUCUGCCUCAGAGGGCGGUGGAGGCCGGUUAUCUGGAUACUUUCAAGAGAGAGCUAGAUAGGGCUUUUAAAGAUAGUGGAGUCAGGGGAUAUGAGGAUAGGGCAGGAACGAGGUACUGAUUGUGGAUGAUUGUGAUCACAUUGAAUGGCGGUGCUGGCUCAAAGGGCCAAAUGGCCUACUCCUGCACCUAUUGUCUACUGUCUAUUGUCAGACUUCCAAUAUUUGUUUAUCUUGACUUUUUGAUAAAAAUAUUAUUCUGCUUUACUGUUGUUUUAGAAACAAGACUUUGACAUCCAUGAAGAAUGGCUCAGCUGUACUACAAAAGAAGUGAUAAUGCACCCUAUAAAGACCGAAUUUCUCUUCGCAUUGUGAGAGCAGAAUCAGAACUCUCUCCUGCAGAGAAGAGUUACCUGAGCGCUGUUGAGAAAGGUGAUUACGCAAGUGUAAAGCAAGCACUCGAAGAAGCUGAAAUUUAUUUUAAAAUCAACAUUAAUUGCAUUGAUCCUCUGGGACGAACUGCACUCCUCAUAGGCAUUGAAAAUGAGAACUUGGAAAUCAUUGAACUUCUUCUGAGUUUCAAUGUAUACAUAGGAGAUGCUCUUCUACAUGCCAUCAGGAAGGAAGUAGUUGGAGCGGUUGAACUACUAUUGAAUCAUAAGAAACCUAGUGGAGAAAAGCAAGUUCCACCAAUACUACUGGAUAAACAGUAUUCAGAAUUUACACCAGAUAUUACACCAAUAAUUCUCGCAGCUCACACCAACAAUUAUGAGAUAAUAAAACUGCUUGUUCAAAGAGGAGUCUCUAUACCGCAGCCUCAUGAAGUUCGUUGUAACUGUGUUGAGUGUGUUUCCAGCUCGGAUGUUGACAGUUUGCGUCAUUCCCGAUCAAGGCUGAACAUAUACAGAGCUUUAGCAAGCCCAUCUUUGGUUGCUUUAUCAAGUGAAGACCCCUUUCUAACAGCAUUUCAUUUGAGCUGGGAGCUUCAGGAACUAAGUAAAGUAGAAAAUGAAUUUAAAUCAGAGUAUGAAGAAUUAUCUCAUCAAUGUGAAUCAUUCGCAAAAGAUUUAUUGGACCAGACAAGGAGCUCCAGAGAAUUAGAAAUUAUACUUAAUUAUAGAGAUGACAAUAGCAUUCUGGAAGUCCAGACAACAAAUGAUCUUUCCAGAUUAAAGCUGGCAAUUAAGCAUCAUCAGAAAGAGUUUGUUGCUCAGCCAAAUUGUCAGCAGCUUCUUGCUUCCCGUUGGUACGACGAGUUUCCUGGCUGGAGACGGCGGCACUGGAUUGUUAAAUUCAUAACCUGCAUCAGCAUUGGAUUAUUAUUUCCAAUUUUUUCCGUGUGCUAUUUGAUAGCACCAAAAAGCACAUUAGGCCUUUUUAUCAGGAAACCAUUUAUUAAGUUUAUCUGCCAUACUGCAUCGUACUUGACCUUUCUUUUUAUGCUAUUAAUGGCUUCUCAACACAUUGCCCGGACUGAUUUAAAUAUGCAAGGUCCUCCACCGACCAUUGUGGAAUGGAUGAUACUGCCCUGGGUGCUAGGUUUCAUUUGGGGUGAAAUAAAACAAAUGUGGGACGGAGGACUUCAAGAUUACAUACACGACUGGUGGAAUCUAAUGGAUUUUGUAAUGAAUUCUUUAUACUUAGCAACAAUUUCUCUUAAAAUUGUUGCCUUUUUUAAGUACAGUGGUUCUCGUCAACGUAAAGACUGGGAAAUGUGGCAUCCCACCUUGGUUGCUGAGGCAUUAUUUGCUAUUGCAAAUAUCUUCAGUUCUCUCCGCUUAAUUUCACUAUUCACUGCUAACUCUCAUUUGGGGCCCCUGCAAAUAUCUCUUGGACGUAUGCUCUUGGAUAUUCUGAAAUUCAUGUUCAUAUACUGCCUGGUGCUGCUGGCUUUUGCAAAUGGACUGAAUCAGUUGUACUUUUACUACGAGACAAAUGCAUCAGAGGAACCGGAUAAAUGCAAAGGGAUAAGGUGUAAAGAACAGAACAAUGCCUUUUCAACAUUAUUUGAGACUCUCCAAUCACUGUUCUGGUCAAUAUUUGGUCUCAUUAACCUAUCUGUGACCAAUGUGAAUGCUCACCACGAAUUCACAGAGUUUGUUGGAGCCACUAUGUUUGGAACAUACAAUGUUAUUUCUCUUGUGGUUCUGCUGAAUAUGCUGAUAGCUAUGAUGAACAAUUCUUAUCAACUCAUUGCGGAUCAUGCAGACAUUGAGUGGAAAUUUGCAAGGACAAAGCUUUGGAUGAGUUACUUUGAAGAAGGUGGAACUCUUCCAACUCCCUUUAACAUUAUUCCAAGUCCAAAAUCUGUCUGGUAUUUACUAACGUGGAUAAGAAAUCAUUUAUGCCUCAAAAUGUUCUGUAAGCAAAAACGAAAGAAACCUGAAAGUCUCGGGUCUCUCGGGAGGCGUGCAGCUAGCAAUCUAAGACGAAAUCAUCAGUACCAGGAAGUUAUAAGAAACUUGGUGAAAAGAUACGUUGCAGCAAUGAUCAGAGAUGCCAAAACUGAAGAAGGGCUGACUGAAGAGAACUUUAAGGAGCUGAAACAGGAUAUUUCAAGCUUCCGCUAUGAGGUUUUGGGUCUUCUAAAAGGGAACAAGCUUCCUGGCGUACAGUCCUCCAGCUUUGGCGCAGCAUCCAAAAUAUCAGACCAAAAUGAGGUAUUUAAGAAUGAAGAUCGACCAGCUGAAUGCACAACCAUUUCAAAAAAGAUAACGUGUACAAAUGAGCCGAAGAACAAACUGAGUUUUUUUGAAUUGACAUCUUUAGUUUGUCCAAAAACAAUGUCUAAAGUAUCAGACUCGCCAGCAUCUUGUAAAACCUUAAGUAAUGGAACAACUCCAAAAACGACCGAUAUAUCCAAGGAAAAACAAAACAGUAAAAGUAUUGUUAAAGACUCCAUCAAAAAUUUAUCUUUUUUUCGAAAACGAACAAAACCGUAUAAUGCAGAACUGAAUUGUAAUAAGAUUUACACAGUUUCUGAGGAAAUUACACAUGAGGAAAACGUACUGAAAAGUGGAGGGAGUUCCAGCAAUGAAGGUGUAAGAAACCUGGAGCCAACGUUGGUCGGUAGCACUGACUCUGAUGCAAAAGACUCAAAUACAAGUCAAACGGGAGAAAAGAUUAAUGUAUUUUUGCAUAGACAAUCACCAGAUGGCACAACCAGUGCUCAUUUAUUAAACAUAACCGAAGAUACUCUGGCAAAAGAAUCAGGGAAGGAAGACACUGUGAAUCAGUGGAGUGUGACACAGGGUGAUGACUAGAUUAUAACUAUUUUUUAGAUUGGUUUUAAAAAAUAUUAAUAAAGGAAUUAUAUUAAGACAUGGCAGACUCUCAUAUUAGCAGUGCUUAUUUCUUCAAGUUAUUCAAUUUUCCUCCAGUCCUCAUGGAUGUGCUAUUUUCAAAUACUUGAUUUUCAGAGUGAGUAUCCAGAACACUAAAAAGGCCUAAUUGACAAUCCUUCGUUUUACAUGUGUAACAAAAAAUUUCAGAGCAACAGUUAAAUGCAACCAUUUGAAAGGGGAAGGUGACAUGCUAUGUGUAAUAUACACCCCUUUCAAUCUACUUUCCAUGGCUAAGUUUAAUAUGUAGGUGCAUUAAGUUCUAUCAAUUCGUUUGAAGUAACGGAUAUACAUUGCUUGCAAUUAUGUAAAUGAGGACAGUAUUAUAAAUAUUAUGUUUGGAAAAAUCAAUUCUAAUUUUAUGAAUAUACCUUGGCCAAGACACCACAUCAGGAGUACAUCGGAAUUUGCAACAUACAGUAUGUUUCGUAAAGAUUGCUGCUAUCCAAUAUUUGAAGCGAUAUUCAUGGUAUAUAAUACCAAGCACAAUCAUUUACUUCAGAAUUUAAAAAGCAGUUUUAUAUCUGUAAUAGGUGGAAGAGGAACAAGAGAAUGUAAUUUGGCUUCUCUUGAUUGUUGUGCCAUUAAAUUUGAUGACUGAUUUGCAACUAAAUGCAGUAUUCCCACCCUUUGAAUCCUUUAUAUCUGCACGAAAAAAAAUGUGUGGGUUUGUGAUGAAUAAUCUAAUUGUUCUCAAAUCUCCCACUAAUCAGGAAGAGUGUUUGAAGUGUGUUCUAAAUUUUUAUAACCCUUCAUGUAGGUAAAUUUGCUGUGAAUUUCCUUUUGAAAAGAACCAUGCUCUCAUGUUAAGAUUGUGAAGUGGGAACAGAUUAAUAAUAAUACUCUUUUAAAUCGUAUUUGCAUUAUCAACAGCUCGUUUAGGAGCAAUUUUUUCACUGAGAGGGUCAUGCGUGCCUGGACUGAGCCGCCAGAGGAAGCUAUAGAAGUGGAAAACAAUUACAACUUUUAAAAGACAGUUGGACCGAUAUAGAGGAAGGAAGGAAGGUACACAAAAUUGCUGGAGAAACUCAGCGGAUGCAGCAGCAAGGGUUUUGAAGAAUAUGGGCUAAAUGCAGGCAAAUGGGAUUAGCCCAAAAUGCCAACAAUGCAAGCUGAGCUGAAGGGCCUAUUUCUGUGCUACACAUCUCUGACUCUACAGUGUGGAAAUGUGAUCAUCCAUCUAAUAUCAGAUUUUUUUUUAAUUAUUAGAAACACUGAGUACCUUGAAAUGAUAACGCAUAGAGAGAUGCUAACCUUCAAAGGCACCUGGCACAGUUGGGAAAGGCACUGGGAACAAAAAUUGAUAAUGCUAAAAAUUGUACCUUUAUAGCAUUAUCUCUUUAUUACCUGCAUCACUGCUUUUAUUGCAAGAGAAUUUCUUACGACAAUUGUAUGGGUUCAUGCUAAGAAACCCAGAGUAUUGUGUGCAGGUCUGGUUGCCGCAUAACGGGAAGGACAUGGAGGGUUUGCCGAGGAUGCAAAAGAGGUUUACCAUCACGUUAAACAAUAGAUACAAAGUGCUGGAGUAACUCAGCGUGUCAGGCAGCAUCUCUGGAGAAAAAGGAUGGGUGACAUUUUGGGUCAGGACCCUUCUUCAAACUCAUCCUUUUUCUUCAGAGAUACUUACUCAGAAACCCACUGAGUUACUCCAACACUUUGUCUCUAUCUCUGGUAUAAACCAGUAUCUAUAGUUCCACCAGUAUCUCAGAAUGUCGCCUGGAUUAGAGAGUUUAAGAUAAGGAGAGGUUGGAUAAAAUUGGAUUGUUUUUUCUCGAAUGUGGGAGGGUGACCUGGUAUAAGUAUGUAAAAUGAUGAGAGGCAUAGAUAGGGUAGAUAGUCAGAAUCAUUUUUUUUACUCGGAUGGAAAUGUCAAAGACUAGAGGCAUACCUUUAACAUGGGAGGAGAAAGUUUAAAGGAGAUGUACGAGGCAAGUUUCUUACACAGAGAGUAGUGGGUGCCUGGAAUGGCUGCCAGUGGUGGUGGAGGCAGAUAGAUAGUGGGAUUGAAGACGCUUUCGGAUAGACACGUUGUUAUGCAGGGAAUUGAGGGAUAUGAAUCAUGUGCAGGCAGCGGAGAUUAGGUUAUCAGCAUCAUGUUUGCCACAGAUAUUGUAUUGAAGGGUUAAUUCGUGUGCUGUACUGUUCUAUGUCCAUGUCAAUUUUAGUCAUAUUUAAUAAUGCAUAAACUUUCAAUAGUGAAGGUUCAACAUACAAAAAGUGAUUGAGUAGGAGAGGUCUCAGAAAAAUAAGGCAUGACUUUAUUAAACUAUACAACGUUCUUAGUGAGCUCAACAGAUUAGUUUAGUUUAUUGUCAAGUGUACUAAGCUACAGUGAAUAGAUUUGUUGGAUGCUAACCAGUCAGUGGGAAGACUGUACAUGAUUACAAUUGAGCCAUCCACAGAUACAAGGUAAAGAGAAUAUGUGAAUAAUGUUUAAUGCAAUAUAAAAUCCAGUAGAGUGAUCAAAGAUAGUCCAAGGGUCUCCAAUGAGGUAAAUAGUAGCUCAGGACAGCUCUCUAGUAGGAUGGUUCAGUUGCUUGAUAACAGCUAAUUAGAUACAGGGAGGAUGAUUACCCUGGUUCAGUAGUUUUUAUAUCUCAAAAUAAGGACCAUGCAUGUAGGACUAGAAUGUCUACACACAUGGCAAAUCUUCAGAAUUCUCUACCCAGGAGUGGUGUGAUAUUAUCAUGGAUCGCAUUGAAACUGGAAUUGAUAGGUUUCUGGACAUUAGAUGAAUUAAAAGUAAUAGGAAUAGGACUGAAAAUGGUGUAGAGGUAGAAGAAUAAUGUGUGACCUUCAUAAUGGAUGAGGCUGAAAGGGCUGAGUGAUCUACUUCCACUUAUGUUUAAACAUCAAGUAGCACAGUGAUGUUUCACUGAUGCACUGAACCAUGUGGUGUCCCCUGCAGCUUCAAUUUACAUUCCAGUUGACUCCAGGGCUCAGCUGCAUAACUGCAGAGCCAAGAGGACAGCAGGCAUCUCUCCAAAUGCAAUGAAACAGAUUGCAAGUGCCAUUAAUCUGUGAUGUGUUCUCACAGUCAGCCUUAGAAUGGCAUGUAUAAAGCUUAUAACCAAGCCAAAAUUAGCUUUAGGUUUAUUAUGGUCACGUGUACCGACCGAGGUGCAGUGAAAAGCUUUGUUUUGCAUGCUAUCCAAUCAGAUCAGAUAAUACUAUACAUAAAUACAAUCAAGUCAAACUCAUGUAAAUUGAUAGAGCAAAGGGGAAGAUACAGAGUGCAGAAUGUAGUUCUCAACAUUGUAGCACAUCUGUUUCAGGGACAAAGUCUAACGUCUGCAAUGGGGUGAAUCAGACAGUAACCUAACGUAUGGUGGGACCAAUCAGAAGUUUAAUAACAGAGGGGAAGAAGCUGUUCUGGAAUCUAGUGGAUCUGUACCUUUUGGCACACAGGCGCGGGGAGAAGAAGGAAUGACCAGGAUGACACAAAUCUUUGAUUAUGUUGGCUGCUUUUCUGAGGCAAUGUGGUGUAGAUGGAGUUAAUGGUGGGGUUGUGAUGGACUGGGCUACAUCUCCAACUCACUAACUUCUUGCAGUCUUGGGCAGAGCUGUUCCCUAACCAAGCUGUGAUGCAACCCAACAGUAGGCUUUCUCUGGUGUAUCUGAAGAAGUUUGUGAGUCAUUGGGGACGUCGAAUUGUCUCUGUCCCCUAAGGAAGUAGCGGCAUUUGAAUAGUGAUCAAGAAAGUAGACUAUCUCAAAGCAUUUCUGGAAACCUUUCAAUCUUUAAGCACAAAUAUCCAUCAACUAUCAUGCUGCAUAUCAAAGUCUUAAAGGUAAAAAAUUGUCACCUGUAAUUUAUAUUGGACUUUUUCCUAAAUAUUCAAACUCAUGGCAGACGGAUAAUAUCGUGCAGAUUCUACCAAAUAUAAACAUGUUUAUUGGCAAACAUAAUUCGUAUGUUCAAGCUUCAUAAACUAGUUCCCAUUGAUUUUAUUUAACACAAUGAUUGUCAUGAUUAAUUUCUAUUUUGCAGUGAAAGGUCUGAAAGAUGUUAAUCCUUACUAAGGGGAAUAAGAUAUGAAUUGCAAUCCAGUAUAGUGAGACUUUCAAUGGUAUCAGUUUACAUUGUAGCUAAGGUUAAUGUUAAUGUUUUUUUCAUUUUUAAUUUCAUUUUUACUCAUCAAUUUCAACAAUAAUGAAUGCUGGAAUGCACUUGCCUCAUGUUGAAAUAAUACUUCAGCAAUAUAGAGAGUCAUACAGUCAUACAGCAUAGAAACAGGCCCUUCGGCCCAAUUUGACCACUAGCCUGUCCUAUGUUCACUAGUCCACCUGCCUGCGCUUGACCCAUAUCCCUCCAAACCUAUCCUAUCCAUGUACCUGAGCAAAUUUCUCUUAAAUAUUAUGAUAGUAACUCCCUCAACUACAUCCGCCGGCAGCUUGUUCCAUAUACCCACUACCCUUUGUAAAAUAAAGUUAUUCCUCGGGUUCCUAUUAAAUCUUUCCCCCUUCACCUUAGCUAUGUUCUCUGGUUUUCGAUUUCUUUACUCUGGGCAAAAGACUGCAUUUAACCGAUCUGUUCCUCUCAUGAUCUUGUACACCUCUAAGGUAGACAUACCUUGACUCUAUUUUCAUUACUGAGUAAAUAAUGGACAUAUAUCAUUGAACUCAAUAUCCCAAUCUUUUGGGUCUUAGACACUUAUAUGUGUAUAUGUGUAAAUGGCUUGACACUUCCACCAAAAUAGCACAGAGAUUAAUUUCCGAGUUUAAUUUCUCAUCUACAGCAUCCCAUGGCUUUUUAUUUUAGACCUUGCAUUUACUUUAUUUCUUCAGUGCCACUAUCAUUUACUUUGUAAAAACAAUAAAACACAUGCUUGCAACAGGAAGAAUUGAAAUCACAAUGCUUGAUUAUUAAUUUGUAUAAUGGAUGUUGACUUGAAAGCAUGCCUUCCUUAAAAUCAAAUACAUUCCAUACUAUGAAACCUUGCAAACACUAAAUGAUAACAUUGGCACCUUCCAUGAGGUUCUUUUGCCAAAAUGAUCAAGUGCCUUAAAUCUACCCUCUGUUGUAUAUCUUGUAAGAUUCCAAUUUGAAAUUUGCUGUAAUUAAACAAAGAAUAGUUUUAAGACUGUAACCUGUAAUGAUCACGUUGUCUUACUGUUGAUUACAGAGCUUAGAUAAGCAAUCCAUAUGUCACGACUGCUGUCUGUCCAUCAUUUGAUCAUUGUGUCUAUACAUAUUUACUUGUCAGCUCAAUAAUAUACAAGACUUUCGUCCAGAUUUUAUCCAAAUCACGAGUGACUUUUAUUCAUUGGACUGGUUUCUAAUAAAAUCAAGAAUGUUGUAAACUUGUAUAUCAUAUAUAGGAAAAAAAACCUUGGAUUUAUUUAGCACAUUAUCCCUAAAAAUAUCCCCUGUGCUUCAUUUAUAAUAAAUUAUUUUGAAAAACAGAGACUCUUUUAUCUUGAACAAAUAUAUAUAUUUUUUAAACAAUAAUGUCUUAAAUCAGUAGCAUUAAAAAGACCAAAUAUAAUGUGGUUUCUAUUCUGUUAUUUCAUACAGGUUUGGAACAUAAUUUAGACACAAAAUGCUGGAGUAGCUCAGCAGGUCAGGCAGCAACUUGUUUCGGAUGCAACGUCACCUAUUUUCCAUAGAUGCGACCUGACCUGCUGAGUUACUCCAGCACUUUGUGUCUUUGUUUGUAAAUCAGCUUCUGGAGUUCCUUAUGUUCCCUUCUUGGAAACAUCUGCCUGAGUCAAUGAAAAAAAGAGUAAUGAUUAAAAUGCUUAUGCAUCA
Leucoraja erinaceus (little skate) is the source of this 10018-nucleotide messenger RNA. RefSeq names its product short transient receptor potential channel 4-like. The transcript is spliced from 10 exons. Lineage: Eukaryota; Metazoa; Chordata; Chondrichthyes; Rajiformes; Rajidae. The coding region runs from base 1232 to 4189 and encodes 985 amino acids. Gene Ontology annotation, molecular function: inositol 1,4,5 trisphosphate binding; store-operated calcium channel activity; protein binding. The record is from RefSeq and is a predicted model, not a curated record. Gene Ontology annotation, biological process: calcium ion transmembrane transport; manganese ion transport; regulation of cytosolic calcium ion concentration. Gene Ontology annotation, cellular component: cation channel complex; membrane.